Molecule: messenger RNA, 2850 nt
Organism: Phyllostomus discolor (pale spear-nosed bat)
Lineage: Eukaryota; Metazoa; Chordata; Mammalia; Chiroptera; Phyllostomidae
Product: tetratricopeptide repeat protein 30B-like
Exons: 1
Coding region: 203-2200 (665 amino acids)
Biological process (GO): intraciliary transport
Cellular component (GO): axonemal microtubule; intraciliary transport particle B
Molecular function (GO): protein binding; intraciliary transport particle B binding
Source: RefSeq, a predicted model, not a curated record
CGGGAGGGGUUCCUUUGCUCUUCGCUAUUCAGGACUUCUGCCGUCCGUCUUCGAGGGCUGAAUCGGUAGCUGAGAGACUAACGUAGUGAUUCCUUUUUAUUACUAACUCUCUCUUUUGCAAAGUAAUCUCCAGAGAAGCAGAUUUCCGUUUCCGGUAGGCUCGUUGCCUAGGUAACUAGGACGCACAACAACUGUGGCGGUUAUGGCGCGGCUGGGCAGUACCCAGAUCCCCGACGGGGAGUUCACUGCGGUGGUGUACCGGCUCAUCCGCGAUUCCCGCUACGCCGAGGUGGUGCAGCUGCUGGGCGGAGAGCUCCAGCGGAUCCCGAGGAGCCGCGCCGGCCUGUCGCUGCUGGGCUACUGCUACUACCACCUGCAGGAGUUCGCGCUGGCCGCCGAGUGCUAUGAGCAGCUGAGCCAGCUGCACCCGGAGCUGGAGCAGUACCGCCUGUACCAGGCCCAGGCCCUGUACAAGGCCUGCCUUUAUCCGGAGGCCACCCGGGUGGCCUUCCUCCUCUUGGACAACCCCGCCUACCACAGCCGUGUCCUCCGUCUGCAAGCUGCCAUCAAGUACAGCGAGGGCGAUCUUCCCGGGGCCAGGAGCCUGGUGGAGCAGCUACUGAGUGGGGAAGGGGGAGAAGACAGUGGGGGUGAGAACGAGUCAGAUGGCCAGGUCAACCUGGGUUGUUUGCUCUACAAGGAGGGGCAGUACCAAGCUGCAUGUUCCAAGUUUUUUGCAGCCCUGCAGGCCUCAGGCUACCGGCCUGACCUUUGCUACAAUCUGGCUUUGGCCUAUUAUAGCAGUCGACAGUAUGCCUCAGCUCUGAAGCAUAUCGCAGACAUUAUUGAGCGUGGCAUCCGCCAGCACCCAGAGCUAGGUGUGGGCAUGACUACUGAAGGCAUCGAUGUUCACAGUGUUGGCAAUACUUUAGUCCUUCACCAGACUGCUCUGGUGGAAGCCUUCAACCUCAAGGCAGCCAUAGAAUACCAACUGAAAAACUAUAAGGUUGCCCACGAAACCCUCACUGACAUGCCACCCAGGGCAGAGGAAGAGUUGGACCCUGUGACUCUGCACAACCAGGCACUAAUGAAUAUGGAUACCAGACCUACAGAAGGGUUUGAAAAGCUACAGUUUUUGCUCCAACAGAACCCCUUCCCCCCAGAGACCUUUGGCAACCUGUUGCUGCUGUACUGUAAGUAUGAGUAUUUUGACCUGGCUGCAGAUGUCCUGGCAGAGAAUGCCCACUUGACUUACAAAUUCCUCACACCCUAUCUCUAUGACUUCUUGGAUGCCAUGAUCACUUGCCAGACAGCUCCUGAAGAGGCUUUCAUUAGGCUUGAUGGGCUAGCAGGGACGCUGACUGAGCAGCUCCGGAGACUCACCAAACAAGUACAGGAAGCAAGACACAGCAGAGAUGACGAAGCUGUCAAAAAGGCAGUGAAUGAAUAUGAUGACAUCCUGGAGAAGUAUAUUCCUGUGUUGAUGGCCCAGGCAAAAAUCUACUGGAACCUUGAAAAUUACCCAGUGGUGGAAAAGAUCUUUCGCAAGUCUGUGGAAUUCUGCAGUGACCAUGAUGUGUGGAAGCUGAAUGUGGCCCAUGUGCUGUUCAUGCAGGAAAACAAAUACAAAGAAGCCAUCGGUUUUUAUGAGCCCAUAGUCAAGAAGCAUUAUGACAACAUCCUGAGUGUCAGUGCCAUUGUACUGGCUAACCUCUGUGUUUCGUAUAUUAUGACUAGUGAAAAUGAAGAAGCCGAGGAGUUGAUGAGGAAGAUCGAAAAGGAGGAAGAUCAGCUGUCCUAUGAUGACCCAGACAAGAAAACCUACCAUCUCUGCAUUGUGAACUUGGUGAUAGGAACACUUUACUGUGCCAAAGGAAAUUAUGACUUUGGGAUUUCUCGAGUUAUCAAAAGCUUGGAACCUUAUAAUAAGAAACUGGGAACUGAUACCUGGUAUUAUGCCAAAAGAUGCUUCCUGUCCUUAUUAGAAAACAUGUCAAAACACACAAUCAUGCUUCGUGACAGUGUUAUCCAAGAAUGUGUCCGGUUUCUGGAACACUGUGAACUUUAUGGCAGGAACGUACCUGCCAUUAUUGAACAACCCCUGGAGGAAGAAAGAAUGCAUACUGGAAAGAAUACAGUCACUUAUGAAUCCAGACAGUUGAAAGCUUUGAUUUAUGAGAUUAUAGGAUGGAAUAUGUAGUCAUGUCUGAUACUGGGCAUUUAUCAUAAUGGCUCUGUUAUCUGUAUUUUUUAUUCUCUUUAUUUAUCCUUUGGCUUCUUUACAUUUGUAGAAUUUUUUAUCCUUUAAAAAUUAAUUUAGCUGUAACUUUUCUCUGGGAAAUCUCAUGAAAUUAAAUGUAGUAACAGGCACUUGAACCCUAGAAGAAUAUGAAAAUUUAAAAAUUAAUGAGGAAGUUGUGUUUAAUAGUAUCUGUAACACCUAUAUUCCCUCUUCUUUAUAUACUUGUGCUUGCUAUAUCCUGAGGGAACUCUGAUUGACAAGCUGACAUUAUCCAGUGGCUAGGCACUCUGAAGCCCAGGACUCAGUUAAUGAAUAGAAUGUCUGGACAUUAAUAAUUACUUCAAGAAUAUUGUGCUCUACUCCAACAUUAACCCUUAUAAGUACAUUAAUUUACAGUGCAUUUUACACAGCUUUUAGUAUUUCUUGGCAGAGGUUUUCAAUACAGUUGUAAUGUUUUUUUCUAACAAAAGUUUCUUAUGUUCUAAGUGGAGAUCUUUUUGUUGUUUUUUUAUUUGUUUUUUAAUGUGCAAGACCCAGGGGGAAACUUUGUGCUAUAACAAAAUUAUGGUGCUAUGGUAUGGAGACAAUAAACAUGGUUGACAAAUUUC